CGAGUGCUGGCGCGCGUACAUUACUCCGCUCACCAUGAACACUUCCAUGUUCAAUUACUCCGGCUACAGGCCUUUGCCCUUCCGAGAUGACCUCACGAACUACACGAAUAGCCGGACAUUUGGUAACCCCUUCUUGGAGCAGUCUCGGGAAAAAUCCCUUAUUUUCCCAACUUACUUGUGCUUGGGUGCUGCAGCCCUCUGUCUCUACACAUGUGGAACUCAAAAGCUCAUCAAAGCGUCAUGGAUUAUCUGGACCCUUAUCCUCCUUAUUGCGGUUUUUGUGAUGCUGCCCAUCAUCAGCGCUCUCCUCCUCUACAAAUCGUUGGCCAAUUUGUGGCUCAGGGGCAAAAUCCUCAGCGGCGCCGACACUUUCUGGGCGCUUGAUACUGACGAUCCCGCUUCGCUCGCCGUGAUUAACGUCCUGGCCAUCGUCUCGGGAGAUCUAAACCUUCAACAGCUGAAGAAUGCGGUCGGAGAGAAACUUGUGCCCUCCCAUCCAAAACUGAAGUAUUUGCGCGAGUGCUCUCCGUUUGGAUACUUUUUCUGGAAUGGCCAGCAGAAAUUCAAUUUGGACGAUUACGUAAAAACCAUCGGCUGCGAAUACAACGACGAGGCGUCGAGCGAGGAGGAGUUGAGGGAGGCCCUGUCGGGCCUGAGCAACGCACAACUUCCACACAACCACCUGGCCGGCUGGGAAAUCCUGCUCGGCCCGAAGCUGAUGUACGACGGGAUGACGCAAAGGGCAAUAGUUUUCCGUAUCCACCACUCCAUGGGCGACGGGCCGGCCCUCUUCCGCGCUCUCUUCUCCACUUUAGCCGACUGCAAAAGCAUGGAAGUGUUCACCCCUAAUCUUGAGACGGUCAAGAAAAUGAUCGAUGGAAUCCAGUUAAGAUAUAAUAACAAAUUCUUUGACAACGUCGUGGCAGUAGGAAGGUCCUUGAGAGGACAGUUGCUACAGCCUUCUGACGAUAAUGUGCUUCACGGGUCGAAACUAUCAGGUCAAAAACAGAUUGCCUGGUGCAGUUCAACGCAACUGAUGGAAGCUGCAAAGUCAAUUCACAACGCAACAGGUGCUUCGUUCAGUGCUGGCCUUCUGGCAUCAUUUUUGGCUGCUGUUUCCCAGUUUGGAAAUGACGCAGACAAGCUCAAGGCAUGCACCAUUGUAUUCCCGGUCAGAGCUCUGCAAAACAACCCUAAUACAGAGCCAGAGAUGUCAAACACAUUUUCGUGCGCGGUUGUGAGCAACCGCAUUCCAGCGAUGGACGAUGGCGUCGAUGCCCAAAUCAAAGCGGCCGACGAAGCUCUUAAAAAGGCCACUCAGCCUGUUGUAAUUGGAGCCACGAGGGCUAUUCUCAAGUUGGUCGGAGACGUUUGUCCCCGUCCAAUCGCCAAUCUCGCCCUGAACAGUAGACAGUGCACGGCCGCCAUGAGCAACAUGCCGGGGCCUCAAACGAAGAUCUCCGUGUUUGGUUCGUCGGUUGAGAAGCUUGUCUUCUGGGUGCCUAACAAAGGAUCCACAGGUGUUGGCGUCAGUAUUUUAAGCUACGCCGGAGAGCUCAGCCUUGGCCUCAACGUGGACGCUGCCCUUGUGAACCAGCAUGAUGCAGCCAAAACACUAUUACUCCUUUGGGAAGAGCAACUGUUGCUUAUGUCCAGCGUUGUUGGAAAUACACUCUGAAUGUCGCUCUAAUUUGAAUGGGAUUUGAUUUUCAUACCCGUCAAGUUUAUUGUGAAUAUUAUUGAAGCAAUAAUGUAAAUAGAUAUUAUGUAUUUUUAAUUUUUACAGAAGAUAAUAAAAUA
This is a messenger RNA of Cloeon dipterum, 1800 nucleotides long. RefSeq lists its product as uncharacterized. Gene Ontology annotation, cellular component: plasma membrane. NCBI's taxonomy places the organism in Eukaryota, Metazoa, Arthropoda, Insecta, Ephemeroptera, Baetidae. The transcript is spliced from 7 exons. The coding region runs from base 35 to 1678 and encodes 547 amino acids. Gene Ontology annotation, biological process: triglyceride biosynthetic process. The record is from RefSeq and is a predicted model, not a curated record.